Leptonychotes weddellii (Weddell seal) is the source of this 1737-nucleotide messenger RNA. Lineage: Eukaryota; Metazoa; Chordata; Mammalia; Carnivora; Phocidae. The record is from RefSeq and is a predicted model, not a curated record.
GAAGCACUUCCGGAAGUGGUGACUGCAGGCGGCGGAAACGCCGCUGAGACUCGGAGCGGCGGCGGGGAGCCUGCUGCGGGGCUCGGGGCCUGGAGGUGCCCACCACCCCACCCAGUCCGACCUAAAAGGCUUCUCCCACCCCACCCAUCUCCCUGGGUGGAACCUCGGGCCCAGGCGAGUCGAAGGGGCGUUCCGCGCUCCCCUCCGGCGGCUUGGGCUCUGUUGGGCGGUCGCCCAGACAACAGGCACUUCCGGGAAAGAAGCUCUGCGAAUCCCGCGGGGCAGGGUGCCGGCCUGGACCGCGGCCCUCUCGGACUGUGUGGAUCGUUGCCCGGCAGCACCUGCUUCCGGGAGCGCAUUGCCGGGCCUCUCGCACUGCGGCUUAACCACCUUAGGCUUCUGACUGGAGCUGGGGCCCCCUGUGUUUCUUUGUUGCUCCUGGCAACAGCCACUUCCGGGAGCGAGUGCCCCCCCCCCCGUUCCUGCAUCGCUGGCGCCCGAAACCCGAGUUCCGUCUCUAAGAAGCAGCUCGCCCUCGGGUUACGGUGGGCCGCGCCUCCCGGGCCUCCUCGCCGCCUCGGUGGGGUCUCCGGGGCCGCCAUGGUUCUGCUGCACGUGAAACGGGGCGACGAGAGCCAGUUCCUGCUGCAGACGCCGGGGAGCACAGAGCUGGAGGAGCUCACGGUGCAGGUGGCCCGGGUCUACAACGCGCGGCUCAAGGUGCAGCGCGUCUGCUCAGAAAUGGAAGAAUUAGCAGAACACGGCAUAUUUCUCCCUCCUAAUAUGCAAGGACUGACCGAUGACCAGAUCGAAGAACUGAAAUUGAGGGACGAAUGGGGUGAAAAGUGUGUACCCAGUGGGGGCUCAGUAUUUAAAAAGGAUGACAUUGGCCGAAGGAACGGGCAAGCUCCAAAUGAAAAAAUGAAGCAAGUUUUAAAGAAGACUAUAGAAGAGGCCAAAGCAAUAACAUCCAAGGUUAGCUUUUGAAACGAUGCCCUAUAGUCUGUCCUUUGAAAUAACCAACUCCACGUCUGGCUUCCAGAAUUCUCCGCAGACCGGCCUUUUCUAUUUCUUUGGCCUUCCAGAGUCAAGGGAGAGCAGCAUGCAUGGGGUGGCCCCUCACUUUUCCUUUCCAUAAUGGUGACCGUGUCCUCCCGGUUUGCGCAGGUCAGGCAGAGACUGUGCCCGGCCUGUGUGAGUGCCGAUCAGCGCCUGCGCGACGUCUGAGGAGCUUAGCAAAGUGAACGUAAACAUUGUGGGCCUGGAUUAGCUCUGUGGAUAUUUGAUUGACCUAGUAUGUGCUGAUAGGAGUUACUUUUUUGUGAUUGUCCUGAUAAUACAAAAACUGUUUCAUAGACAGAGAAGCGUAAGUCCUAUGGUUGACAGAUACCGUGAAUCUGGAGGAAAAGGAUUUAAGGCUGUUUGAAGAGUUGGGUUUUCAAUCAGUCGCUUUAUGUGUUGACCUGGUCAUUGCUCCCACCCCCUCCCCCAGGCCUUCACAGUUGAUAGCUGUUUGUGCAGGGGUUUUUCUGUUCUCCUCCUCCUGAUUCCCUGGGCAAAACUGCUACUUCUAAACCACUAUGUCCUGAAUUCUGCAAGCUCCUAACUAAUCCUCUUUAAGUGCUUCAGGAAAGACUGCCCUUCUAUGCUUGUUAAUACAGCAAAGGCUCUGUGAAGUCCUACAAGGAAGGCUUUGGUUCAGUCCAGCAAAAUGCAUUUGACCCUAGAAUGGUUUGU